CAGGGAACCAGCUGGAAGCUGCUGGUUCAUUCAUCCUCGCCACUGCUCCACCAGCGCUAGCUAGCAGCCUCUCGCUCUGCUGGCCCCGACACCUGCUACAACAAUGGCUCACUCGAAACUUUAAAACCCGACUCUCCAAAAUAUGAACCUCCUCCUUUACUGUAUGAACACGCAGGGAAUCGGACAAUCGUCAGUGGUGCAGCGGUCGUGGUGGUUUUGCUAUAAGGAUCAUGUGGGGGGCCUGGCCGUUCCUGCCUGCUCUGGUACUUCUCUCAGAACUCUCUGUGGUGAGAGUCCAGACAGCGCCAUGCCAGACCUGUCGAAAACUCACCGAAAGUUUCAUUACGGGUUUGGAGGUUACGGCGAAAAAGAACUUUGGGGGUGGUAACACUGCUUGGGAAGAAGAUAAGUUGGCUAAGUAUGCACGGAGUGAGACUCGACUGCUGGAGAUUGUAGAAGCUGCUUGUGAGAAAACAGAUUUUGAAUGUAACCAGCUGCUGGAGCAGAUAGAGGACCAGGUGGAGACGUGGUGGUUCCACAGGCAGCAGGAGGCACCAGACCUGUUUGAGUGGCUGUGCAUAGAGGAACUGAGACUCUGCUGUCCACCUGGCCACUUUGGGCCUGGCUGCAAAGAGUGUCCAUCCAGCCCCGGUGGGGUGUGUGGUGGUCUCGGCCGCUGUGAGGGGGAGGGGACUCGACUGGGAGAUGGAGAGUGCGUCUGUGAUCCUGGAUACUCAGGCAGUCUGUGCCAGGGCUGCGCUGAUGGCUACUAUAGAGAGAACAGCUCCAAUGACAGCAAAGGAGCCUGUGCAGCUUGUUACUACUCGUGUAAGAAGUGCAAAGGGCCGCAGGAUUACAAAUGCCUCGACUGUAAACCGGGCUGGAUCCUCCAUGACAACAAGUGUGUGGACAUUGACGAGUGUGGUACGGAGCUGGCUCGAUGUCCCUCGAACACGUACUGUCACAACACAGAUGGAGCAUAUGAAUGCAGAGGCUGUGACCAGGCAUGUGUGGGAUGCAUGGGAAGCGGCCCUGCCCGUUGUAAGAAAUGUUCACGUGGCUACAGAUUGAAAGGAGCCAAGUGUCUUGAUAUAGAUGAAUGUAAUGAGCGUGCGAUAGCGUGCCCAGGACUCAACGAGGCCUGUAUCAACGAGGAGGGCUCCUUCCACUGUGACUGUGCCGAUGGAUUCAUCAGAAGAGACAGCAUUUGUGUCGAGAACAAGCCACCUGCCGGCCCAGAGAAGGGACUGUUUGACGACAUGACAGAUGACGAGGUUCUUGUCCUGCAGCAGAUGUUCUUUGGGGUCGUGAUCUGUGCCAUCGCUACGCUCGCUGCUAAGGGUGAUAUGGUUUUCACGGCUAUUUUCAUUGGAGGUGUGGCUGCUAUGGCCGGAUACUGGUUGACAGAGAAGGGGGACUACAUGCUGGAUGGAUUCAUAAAAGGACGCUAGAAGUGUCUGAGGCCACGAUUUAAUGAAAGGACCGUGGAGUACCAGCCAAUCAGAGUGAAUAUCAUUCGACUGGGGCAGAAAAUGAUCACGACAGAGCUUGCCUUUCAGGGAUUUAUUUUGGUUUUGGGAGUUACUUGAAAGGGCUUGGGGUAAUGUAUGUUUAUGAAUAGGAUAAUGCAGGAACGUUAAAGACACGGAGCCAUAUAUCUUGAAGAGGAACUAACAAGGCCACACUGCACUGAUGUAAAGGAACUUAAUCCCCUACCUCAACUUUGUUGGGAACAAGGUUGACAUGAAGACCACCGCUGAUUGUUCAAACCUAAUAUGCAUUUGGAUUUUCCAUCUGGCCUCGAUGUUGCUCGAGAAACGAUGUCUUUCUUCCACACAAUCGAAACCUCCAGUCAUCACCCGCCCGUCAAGCAGAGCUUUUCCCAUAGUUUGAAUGUUGCGUUAGUUUCAACAGUGCCGGGUCAAUUUUUGCUAUGGGCCUGCGGUGUAGACGAGGAAAUCAGCCCAAAGAGAAAGCUCAUUGAAACUCUGGGAUGUUUCCAUUAUGAACCACUGGUUAUUAAUGUUCACAGAAUUACUUUUUUUUUAAUUUCCUUACUUCCUGAAAUGAUUCUUUUCAGUAAUACUGCAUGACAACAGGAAUUGAAAUGAAAGGUACAACACUGUUUUAAUUUGUCUCACUUUGGCAUGGAAGUCUGACAGCUGCUGGAUCACCAACAUUACUGCUACUGACCACUUAAGAGUUUGGAGGAAUGUGCUUAGGAAAAUACCAGCUCUAAUCUUGAUGAGCCAUUUUCUGUUGCCUUUAAUUUCGAAAGCAAUAUUUAUUGGAAUGAUGUUUGUUAUAUUUAGUUCUCGACAUCUUCUCUGUGUAUUUAUGUGCAUUUUAAUGCAGUUUUUAAUUUAUCCAGUUGUGAUUCUAGCAGGUAUUGUAGCAUCAUGUUAGAAAGCACCUGAGGCAUCAAUUCUCAUCUAUCCAUCAAAUGUAUCUUGUCCAAGGGUGAAAACUCGUCCAUACAGUCAUUGUUCAUUAUAGAUGUUUGCUUUGUAAGAAAAGUCUGCAACCCUCCAAGUCAUUUUUAUUCUUAUUUUGUGAAGAACUGUAUGCUCUUUGCAUAAACAUAACAUUCAAGCGUAUGGAAUUUGUUUUCUUCAAAAGCAUGUUUUGUCAUAAAUUAAAGGAGAUGC
Pleuronectes platessa (European plaice) is the source of this 2648-nucleotide messenger RNA. RefSeq names its product protein disulfide isomerase Creld1 (gene creld1b). The coding region runs from base 231 to 1451 and encodes 406 amino acids. Lineage: Eukaryota; Metazoa; Chordata; Actinopteri; Pleuronectiformes; Pleuronectidae. The transcript has 11 exons. The record is from RefSeq and is a predicted model, not a curated record. Gene Ontology annotation, molecular function: calcium ion binding.